GAGAUAGGCGGAGUUAGGUAAAGUCAAGUGGCAGCAAGCGAGACUCCCACUUGACAUUGGUUUGAGGACAUUUGGAUACUUUUUUCCAAGACUCUACUAUUUUGAUACCACAAGAGUACUCACAGGUGUCCCCCUGGAAAUAUUAUGUGUCUGGGGAGUUCAGUUGUCUUGGAUGCAGUCUCACUUCAGUCAGCCAGAGGCAGAAAGGACAGAACCAACACCCGGCAGAGAGAAACACGACAUCCUCGCUUCAACCUCAGGUGUACCAGUGGAUGACCCACAUGGCGGGCCUGGUAGCUCUGUGCCUGCUGCUGGUGUUUCCACUGAGCAGCUCCCAGAGCACCCUGCAGUCUGAGCAGGGGAUCAAUGCCCAUCAGGCCCCGGCUGCAGCUCCUCACAUACGAGACCUACUUAGUAAAGAGGAAACCACUCACUUGAAUGCAAAGCGCACAUAUGCCCAUGUAGAUAAAGAUAAUGCCAAAGUAGGCCUGUUCAUUGCUGCGGCCAUGGGAACCUUUGCCCUGAUGGCUGCAGUGUACUGUAUCUACAACAAGUUCUACACCAAACACCAGUACCUGCACACCCAGCUCAACGAUGACCCAGAUUUAACCACUGACGCCAUGGAUCCUCCGCCUGUGUUUUUUCACGCCUCUGCUGACUCCAGUGCAGUAGACGUGCGGAGAGCUGGUUACGGCUCGCUCUCGGACACUCCAUCCAUCAUCUCUGUCCCACCCAGCCUCUCCCCCCCUCCCUCUGCCAUGCCCUUCCCUCCCCUCUUCCUCUCCUCUCACUCUCUGAGAACUAUAUCAGCUAAGGACUUGGAGAAGAGCUGUAUCUGACACUGAGUGCUUAGUUAGCAGCAGUCUGACACUUAGACAUAAAGUAGUUUCAAUUUGAACGUGCACGUUGUUUAUCAUUAGCUAUACACAUCGGACAAAAUUUCAACUUUUGUGGGCAAAUGUUGCUUUUAAUAAAAAUGCAUCAGAUUCAAACCUGAAGAAUGGUUUCACACGCACAGCCUUAUCCAGCUGAGGUUUUUGACCAGCAGUAAAUUAAAAAAAGAAAAGAGAAGACUGUUAGCAGUAUCACAUCAGACAUCUACCAGAUCUAUUGGUUACUGUGGUUUGUGUGUGACCAUAUGACUUAUAAGCUUCUCACUGUCGAUAACCACCACAAAUGUAAACAUUUGCCCAUGCAUCACAACUAUAUAUCAGCUGUAGUCAUUUAUGUUUGUAUGUUUGUACAGUUAUGAUAAACUAGAUCUUCUCAGCACCUUAUCCAUCCUGUCAGUAGUCGUCCAGUAUGGCACCAGAGAAUAAAUGAAAGAAAAAGAGGUGCUGUCUUGCUAAUUUCUAUUCUUUAUGGUCAAUAAUUUAACUCUAUCAGAACACAAUACAUGUGUCCAUCCAACAAUUGCUAAAUUAGAUAUGGAAAGUUGAGCAAUGCAGACAGUAUAAGUCUUUGGACUCAUUUGUAGAUGGCACAUUAGUGGUGGGAGGAGAAAGCCACACACUCAAUACCUCUAAUGUUUUAUACACAGUUUAGGUACACCACAAUGAAACAUUCUAAUGAGCCUGUGGUCAAUAAAACCCAAAGGAACACGAGGCCCAAUCACUUCUCAGUUUCAGUUCUGUCUGUGAUUGACGCACAAAGCAACUCCUGAUUUUCUCUUAAUUUUCCCUAGUGUCAAAGGUCACGUGUGCCAACUGACUAUUAUAUAUAUUCAAGUUAUUAAGUGCAUGCUAGGGGAGCCACAGUAAUGAUGGCAGCUCUGCCACUGUUGGUAUGACGCACAGGAGACGGAUAGACUAGCGCACUGAAAUGAGACCCAUUUCUAAGAGACGUAUCUUUUACAGAUCAAUUUGCUCAUUUUUCGUUCCUAGACUCAUGCUGCCUUUUAGUGCCGAACUAUAUUCCCCUUUUAUAUAAAAAUUACUGGUCAUAAGAGCGCAGUCCAACCCUGGGAGCAGCCUGGCCCCUCCCGCGUUACAAAUACCUGGGAAGUCCGUUAAUAUGCUUCGAUCGGACAGUGUUUACUCUAACUCUCUCCAUUCAAGGCUUGUGCGGUCCACGAAUAGCCUCUGCUUGAAUAGUCAGUGCUUAAAACGCCAGGGCUGCGGGGAAGGAAGUGACAUGCUACCUUCCACUCACUACACACACUUGGAGAGAUUAGCGCGCAGGCAGCGGUAAUCUGGUUUCAGGACCACGGCCAGAGACACCGUUUGGCCAUGAAUCCUGUCGAAAGUUGCCUCCAGCGCCCUGUGAACCUUACAGGACACCAACGAGUGUGAAGGAAGUUCAUUUGAUGGAUGUUAAGGACUCUGGCAAAGUGGGACUGACAAUGUUUGUCCAGCAAAUUAAAUCUCUGGGAAAUCUGUGUCGCUGACUACAGAUUCCACUGCACGGGAGACUGCGGGGUUAAGGAGUCUGGUGAUCAAGAAAAAUCAAGUUUUUUUUAUAUGUGUAAGUGAGAAACACGAGGCGGAGAGAGUAGAGGAGAAAAGGUUGUGCGCUCAGACGGGGGCGCGCAAAGACUGCACGGUGGUCGGAUCCUGGAGUCGUGAGGAUGGAGGUCCGGCCGGAAAGGUUUAAGGCCGUGGCAGCCAAGACUCUGGGGAAGAUAUACGGAGCUCUUGAGAAGAAGCAGGAAAAUGGGGAGACCAUCGAGCUGUCAGCGGAGGGCCGGGCUGAGCUGGUGGAGGAGAAGGAGAUGCCUGUGGUGGACUGCACAUGCUUCGGCCUGCCCAGGCGCUACAUCAUCGCCAUCCUCUCCGGUAUUGGCUUCUGUAUCUCCUUUGGAAUCCGGUGUAACUUGGGCGUGGCCAUCGUCAGCAUGGUCAACAGCCACACCAUCUUCAGAGACAACAAGGAGGUCAUAGUGAAAGCUCAAUUUGACUGGGAUCCAGAGACAGUGGGAAUGAUCCAUGGUUCAUUCUUCUGGGGAUACAUAGUAACCCAAAUUCCAGGAGGGUUCAUUUGUCAAAAGUUUGCAGCAAACAGAGUGUUUGGCUUUGCUAUAGUGGCCACGUCUUGCCUGAAUAUGCUCAUCCCCACGGCAGCCCGGAUGCACUUUGGCUGUGUUAUCAUUGUCAGGGUGUUUCAAGGACUUGUGGAGGGGGUUUCAUAUCCUGCCUGUCACGGCAUUUGGGCAAAAUGGGCACCACCUCUUGAAAGAAGUCGCCUGGCCACAACAGCCUUUUGUGGCUCUUAUGCUGGUGCUGUGAUUGCUAUGCCGUUAGCUGGAAUCCUAGUCCAGUACUCAGGAUGGUCCUCAGUCUUCUAUGUCUAUGGAAGUUUUGGGGUCAUGUGGUACUGCUUCUGGAUCCUGGUGUCUUAUGAAAGUCCAGCAGCCCAUCCCACCAUCACAGAGGAGGAGAGGAAAUACAUUGAGGAGAGCAUCGGCGAGUCAGCCCAAUUUACAGUAACGAAAUUCAACACACCGUGGAGGGCCUUCUUCACCUCCAUGCCAGUGUACGCCAUCAUUGUGGCUAAUUUCUGCAGAAGCUGGACUUUCUACUUGCUUCUCAUCAGCCAACCCGCAUACUUUGAGGAGGUGUUUGGGUUCGAGAUUAGCAAGGUCGGCAUAGUUUCUGCACUUCCCCAUCUGGUUAUGACCAUCAUCGUGCCCAUUGGUGGCCAAAUUGCUGACUAUCUGCGCUCCAACCAAAUCAUGACCACCACUAAUGUCAGGAAACUUAUGAACUGUGGAGGGUUUGGGAUGGAGGCAACUCUGCUGCUGGUAGUGGGUUUCUCCCAUACAAAAGGUGUUGCCAUUACAUUCCUGGUCCUGGCUGUGGGUUUCUCUGGCUUUGCUAUUUCAGGUUUCAAUGUCAACCACCUGGACAUUGCACCCCGAUAUGCUAGCAUCCUCAUGGGUAUCUCCAAUGGUGUGGGCACUUUGUCUGGUAUGGUUUGCCCACUUAUAGUUGGUGCCAUGACAAAGCACAAGACACGUGAGGAGUGGCAGGGUGUGUUUCUUAUUGCCUCGCUUGUUCAUUAUGGAGGUGUUAUAUUCUAUGCACUUUUUGCAUCUGGAGAGAAGCAAGCUUGGGCCGAGCCAGAGCAGCUGAGUGAUGAGAAAUGCGGCAUCCUGGAUGAGGAUGAGCUUGCAAACGAGACAGAGGAGCUGUAUCGCACAAGUGGUGGAGCGGGCUAUGGAGCCAUGAACCAGGCAGCAGAUCCCAAUGGAGGCGGAGGCAUGGGAGGAGGAGGAGGCUGGGUCUCCGACUGGGACAAAACCGAGGAGUACGUACAACCAGCCGGAACCAAUAAUUACCUUUAUGGAGGAGAGGGGGACCGAGAGUUAACAUAAAAACCAGCACAUAGCCUUUGGUGAGGCAGAAACAGUGCAUCAACAGUGUGAUGUUUCACCUGAUGGCAUGGAGAACUUUAAAAGUGCGGAUUUAAAAUGGGGACAAUCUUCAGCAAGUCUUACUACAUAAAUAAAACUGAACUGGAUUCAAAAAGACUGCACAGUGGAGGUGAAGACAUUAGUAAAUGUAAAAUGUGUGUUUGUGUGUGAUUGAAGUCGUGUAACCUGUGUGACAGACAAUAGGACCCGUCAGCCUCCCUGUAAUAUCUGAUGGAGGAGGGCUGUGUUUUAGGCCUGGUGUGGUUUUAUUUGAUGUUUAUUCAAUGUGAUAAUUGUAGAAAUUUCUGUAUUCAUUGGCAGGAUUUUGGAGUCCAUUAGUAUGACUCUCAUUUAUAUUUGAGUCAUUCCAGCUUACAAAUCUUUAGGUGCACACUGGUCAUAGGUGCAUUUCUGUCGUUGGGUGAAAACCCACUGAGUUUGUUUAACUGGGUUUCUGCAGCAGCAAAUGCACCUCCAUUGAAGUUAAAAGUUUUGUCCUUAAUGUGCACACUUUUAAGAAAAAGCAUGUUACUUGUGCCAAUACAACAAAAUAUUUUGCUCUGUAUUAUUGGUUUACUUAUCCACUGAGAAAGUAAUUGAACACCUGCAAAUAUUACUGUCUCCUAUUAAGUCUAAAUAGCCCUUACUGACAUUUUUAGAGGCAGCAUUUUGAUUUCCUUGUGCAAAAUGUUUUAUGUACUAGGCCUCUAACCUGCCUGCCUGCUGACAAACCGGGGAAUAAAAAUGCCUCAUAUUAUCCAGGGUAAUAACAAUCCUAUAUUAAAUUAGUUUCUUAGUUUGAGACUGUUUUCCUCAAAUCCAGCAUCUUGAAUUUUGUUUGUUAUGCUUUACAUGUGUUAUAUGCUUUAUUAAUCUUAUCAUAUUACGUUACUGUUGUGUUCAGGCAGUUCAUGCUGUAAGUGUUAAUAUAUUCUCUUUCAGAUUAGGCACUCUGCUGUCACUGUAUUAAUAACCUAAGAACCCUGACACCUGCCAGUCUCUGCCGUCUGUUGCAAAGCAGUGAGCUGAGGCUGUUGUGUGGUGCCGGUAAUGUAGCGUACUAAAAUGAAUGUGCAAAUAAAAAGGGACUGUCAGUCUUGUAAAGCCACCGCAUACAGUCCGUCCCAGGCAGUCUCAGUAGAAAGUGGAAUCUCUCUUUGCUUUAUUCUUAGUGCAGCAAUAUGAAGAUAUCUUAAAUGAUCAGUAAACUAAAGCUGAUAAUGGACAACAAAAUAAUGACACUUCACUGUACACGAGCAAUUUGUUUUACUUUUGUUAGUAGAUAUUGUUAUGUAUCUAGCCCCAAAGUUAAACAUAUCCUUGUGUUAGGUCAUGUGAUGGUAUCACUUUGGCUGAUACAAUUUCAUUAAUUGGAUUCACUGAUAGAUUAAAUAAUAAACAUUAGGGUUUUUACUGUUUUUUGUCAUUUUUCAUUAAUUUAUUAUUUAAUGUUUUGUUUGGAUUGUAAACUAAAACUGAAAAAGUGUAAAUGUAAAAAAUAUGUACAUGUGGAAAAUUGUAUAAUAAAACCUAGUGGUUGUAA
This is a messenger RNA of Lates calcarifer (barramundi perch), 5894 nucleotides long. RefSeq names its product vesicular glutamate transporter 1. The transcript is spliced from 17 exons. Lineage: Eukaryota; Metazoa; Chordata; Actinopteri; Centropomidae. Gene Ontology annotation, cellular component: excitatory synapse; synaptic vesicle membrane. The coding region runs from base 2567 to 4312 and encodes 581 amino acids. The record is from RefSeq and is a predicted model, not a curated record. Gene Ontology annotation, biological process: neurotransmitter loading into synaptic vesicle; monoatomic anion transport; regulation of synapse structure or activity. Gene Ontology annotation, molecular function: L-glutamate transmembrane transporter activity; neurotransmitter transmembrane transporter activity.